Messenger RNA from Limanda limanda (common dab), 2607 nucleotides. RefSeq names its product sema domain, transmembrane domain (TM), and cytoplasmic domain, (semaphorin) 6Bb (gene sema6bb). Bases 1 to 2607 code for a protein of 868 amino acids. The transcript is spliced from 16 exons. Lineage: Eukaryota; Metazoa; Chordata; Actinopteri; Pleuronectiformes; Pleuronectidae. Gene Ontology annotation, molecular function: semaphorin receptor binding; chemorepellent activity. The record is from RefSeq and is a predicted model, not a curated record. Gene Ontology annotation, biological process: neural crest cell migration; negative chemotaxis; axon guidance.
AUGGCAACCAUGGCCCCUCCCUCCUUCUUCCUGCUUUGUUGGCUCCUCCGAAUGGCCAGCCCGGCGUUCCCAGAGGAACCGGGGCCCCUGAACCUCAUCCCCACCGAAGUGGCGAGACGAUACCCGGUGUUUCUGGGCCGACCCCACCGGACGUGGCUGAGACAAGAGCCGCUGCACAUCCAGAGGAUCCUGCAAGUCAAUCGGACGCUCUACAUCGGAGCCAGGGAUGACCUUUUCCGUGUGGAGUUGGACAUCGUCGCAGGAGAUGAGAUGUUCUACAAUAAGAAAAGAACAUGGGAGUCCAACAAGAACGACAUCAGGAUCUGCAGGAUGAAGGGCAAACAUGAGGAUGAGUGCCGUAACUUCAUGAAGGUGCUGCUCAGUAGACAAGGAGGCCUGUUUGUGUGCGGGACCAAUGCCUUCAACCCGCUCUGCGCCAACUAUACCGGAGACACUCUGGAGAUGGUUGGAGACACGGUCAGUGGGAUGGCGAGAUGCCCUUACGACCCCAAACAUGCCAGCGUAGCUCUGUUUGCAGAGAGGAACCUGUUUACAGCUACAGUGACUGACUUCCUGGCCAUUGAUGCAGUGAUCUAUCGCAGCCUUGGGGACAGUCAAGCUCUGCGCACCGUCAAGCACGACUCCAAGUGGUUCAGAGAGCCAUAUUUUGUCAAUGCUGUGGAGUGGGGACCUCACAUCUACUUCUUCUUCAGAGAGAUAGCCAUGGAGUUCAAUUACCUAGAAAAGGUGAUGGUGUCGCGUGUGGCCCGGGUGUGCAAACGGGACCAGGGCGGGUCUCAGCGUGUUCUGGAGAAGCAGUGGACGUCGUUCAUAAAGGCUCGUCUGAACUGCUCCGUCCCCGGUGAUUCCCACUUCUACUUCAACCUGCUCCACUCCACCAGUCCCAUCAUCAGGAUGCACGGCAGGGACAUCAUCCUGGGCGUGUUCUCCACACCAUCUAACAGUAUCCCGGGUUCGGCGGUGUGUGCCUUUGACAUGGAGCAGCUGGCGUCGGUGUUCGAAGGGAGGUUCAAGGAGCAGAAAUCACCCGAGUCCAUUUGGACGCCUGUUCCAGAUGAAGUCAUCCCAAAGCCAAGACCCGGGGGCUGUGCUGUUCAAGGAUCCAGAUUCAAUUCGUCCAACUCUUUCCCAGAUGACAUGCUCAACUUCGUCAAGACCCACCCGCUGAUGGAUGAAGCUGUGCCAUCACUCGGGCAAAGACCCUGGAUAGUCAGGACUAUGGUCAGGUACCAGCUGAAUAAGAUCGUGUUGGAUACAGAAGCCGGGCCGCACAGAAACAGAACCGUCAUGUUCCUCGGGUCGAGCAGCGGGAGCAUCCUCAAGUUCCUCAUCAUGCCAAACCAGGACAACAGCAUCACUAGCAGCAACAUCUUCCUGGAGGAGCUGGAGGGAUUCAACCCUGAUAAGUGUGCUGAAGACUCCCCUCAGGCCCGACAGCUCUUGUCUCUGACUCUGGACCGGCCGAGCCACAGUCUCCUCCUUGCCUUCCCCUCCUGUGUGGUUAGAGUGCCGGUGGCGCGAUGCCAGCUCUACUCCCGGUGCAUGAAGAACUGCAUCGCCUCUAGAGAUCCGUACUGUGGCUGGACUAGAGGAAGCACUUGCUCCUUCCUCAGACCUGGGACCAGACUGCCGUUCGAGCAAGAUGUCGAACAGGGGAACGUGGCCCACUUGGGUGACUGUGACGGGAUGCUGCUCCAAGAGAGUUUCAUCGAGGAGCCUGACGGCCUGGUGUCUGUGAACCUGCUGGUGGUGUCUGCAGUUUCAGCCUUCGCAACAGGAGCCGUCCUCUCCGGCCUCACCGUCUGCUGGAUAAUGAGUCAUCGCCACCGCCACUCCCGCAGCUCCGGAGCUAAUGGUGCCCGCCGCAAAAGUGACAAAGAGCAGAGCAUGCUGGGACAGGGCCGCAGUGGCUCUGUAAUGAGCGUAACGCGAACCAGCGGCGGAGAGAGGCGGAGGUCGCAGGUAGACAACCCCUUCGUCACGCCCAACGGCUGGCCUAAAGGAGACAUGGAUCCGGGAUUGUUGCCGACCCCGGAGCAGACUCCACUGCAGCAGAAACGGGGCAUGCAUCUUCCGGACACUGACUGGGACCAGAGCCAGACCUUCCUUACCACUGUGGGGAUGCCCUGCCCCAAUAACUCUGUCAUCUACCUGAGCUCCAAGUACCUGCAUGGAGGUGGUGGAGGGAUGGUUCGGAUAGAGGACCCAGGUGAAGUUGUGCUGCCUCUGCACACAGAGCGCCAGCGCUACCUGAUCUUAGCCACCCAGAGAGGGGAACACAGCGGCAGCCGUCCCAGUGGCACCCUGAGGAACUCAGCUGGGGAAUAUAUCUACCCCGCCACACCACAGGACUCCCCCGACAGACGGAGGGUGGUUUCUGCUCCCACGCCCCACAUGGACUAUGGGGAGCCCCGUUGGAGUCACGAGGUGCUCAACUACAACAGCAACAAUGGGGCGCCCUAUCACCCUCAGCGCCAGGGCCUCAUCAGGCCAGACAUGCAUGGGCCUCGAGGGCUGGGGGAACUGGCUGACUUCAGCCAUCUUCUAGUGAAGAACAUGGGAGAGCGUGCCCCUAGUGGCCAGUGA